CAGCUUGACCAACGUCACUCCAAUCGUGGUGGGGGGACUGCCAGUGGAGGCGGCCCUGGAUCGCACCCCACCUGCCCCAAGCUCAAAGCGUCAGAGAUUACUCAUCACCCUCAACGGCCGAGCGACCGGCAUGCAACUUGGCAAGCCGGGGAGCGUCACCCGGGAGAUCAGCGGUGCAUCACUGACGAAGCGACACGCGCCCUUACGCGACGACCUGGCGAUGCUCUCUAUCCGGCGUCAAAGCUAACGACAACGCAUUCAUUCCGAAUAGUUCCGCCGCGUUCACCAUGGCUUACGAAGACUCCGCCAAUCCGCUCGCCGAGUCUGGCGUGACGAUGCACUCCGACAGCGAACACUACAGCGAGGAGCCCUCAGCAUCACCCUCGUCUUCAGGGUCGCCGGUGAUUGUAUAUAAGCCGCCUACUAUGUGGUCACUGUUUCGCGGUGCUGCCAUUAACCUUGUGCUGCCGUUCAUCAAUGGCAUGAUGCUGGGUUUUGGAGAGCUCUUUGCGCACGAGGCUGCCUUCCGGUUAGGCUGGGGCGGCACAAAGGUCUUCCCCACGAAUCGUCGGAGGACACACCCAAUCGGCCCUGGCAUUGAGAUUGGCGAGCCACGCGAGAAACCCAGCCCGACAUUGGAAGACUUUGCAAGUCUAGAGUGAAGCGCGGCUGAGGUGAUACGGGAGUUCUCUGGUCUGGAACAGAACAGGCCUCCCGGUAUUCUAUCGACGUAUUCUAGGCCUCCGGCUCGUGGGUUAUUACACGGUCUGCAAUGGAUUCUGAGAAGAGGCGUCUAGGCUUGCAUGGUCUUGCAUCACCGGGCGAUGGCACUGAACUGCCAGCACAGCACACAUAGAACAGUAAAUAUGGCAAGGUCUGCAAUGUAUUAUCAUGCCGUUCUCUCAUGA
Messenger RNA from Emericellopsis atlantica, 908 nucleotides. RefSeq names its product putative mitochondrial outer membrane protein. The record is from RefSeq and is a predicted model, not a curated record. Gene Ontology annotation, cellular component: mitochondrial outer membrane. Bases 288 to 662 code for a protein of 124 amino acids. Gene Ontology annotation, biological process: mitochondrial outer membrane translocase complex assembly; protein insertion into mitochondrial outer membrane. NCBI's taxonomy places the organism in Eukaryota, Fungi, Ascomycota, Sordariomycetes, Hypocreales, Bionectriaceae. The transcript is spliced from 2 exons.